UGCCCGGUGCUCACCCCCUGUGUCCGCAGGUACCUCCACAUCCUGAUGCUCUUCUGGUCCUUCGUGGCUGGGGUCGUCACCUUCUACUGCUCGCUGGGCCCCGACUCGCUGCUGCCCAACGUCCUCUUCGCCAUCAGUUACAGGCCCAAGCAGGUGGAAUUGCCAGAGCUGUUUCCCCAGGGCCACAGCUGUGCUGUGUGUGGCAAGGUCAAAUGCAAGAGGCACAGACCUACUUUGCUCCUGGAGAACUAUCAGCCGUGGCUGGAUCUGGAAGUGCCUUCCAAGGUUGAUGCAUCACUCUCUGAGGUGCUUGAGUUGGUGCUGGAGAACUUUAUUUAUCCAUGGUACAGGAACAUCACUGAUGAUGAGUCCUCGGUGGAUGAGCUGAGAGGGACGCUGAGAUUUUUCGCAUCUGUGCUGGUUCGGAGAAUCCACAAGGUGGAUAUUCCAACUGUUGUGACCAAGAAGAUGCUCAAGGCAGCAAUGAAGCACGUCGAGGUGAUAGCCAAGGCCAGGCAGAAAGUGAAAAACGCUGAGUUUUUGCAGCAAGCUGCCCUGGAGGAGUAUGGCCCAGAGCUCCACGUUGCCCUGAGGAGCCGAAGAGAUGAACUGCACUACUUGAGGAAACUCACUGAGCUUCUGUUCCCUUACAUUUUGCCCCCGAAGUCGACAGAGUGCAGGUCCCUGGCUCUGCUCAUAAGAGAGAUCCUGCCUGGUUCUGUUUUCCUGCCCUCAAUGGAUUUCUUAGCUGAUCCUGACACUGUCAACCACUUGCUGCUGAUCUUCAUUGACGACAGUCCACCUGAGAUAGCAACGGAGCCAACAUCUUCCUUGGUCCCAUUCCUUCAGAAAUUCGCAGAGCCCAGAAAUAAAAAACCCUCUGUCCUGAAACUGGAGCUGAAGGAGAUCAGGGACCAGCAAGACCUUUUGUUUCGGUUCAUGAAUUUCCUGAAGCAGGAAGGGGCAGUGCACGUGCUGCAGUUCUGCCUGACUGUGGAGGAGUUCAAUGACCGGAUCCUGCGGCCAGAGCUCUCAGACACUGAGAAGAUGUCUCUGCACGAGGAAGUGCAGAAGAUUUACAAGACUUACUGCCUGGAUGAAAGCAUUGACAAGAUUAGGUUUGACCCUUUCAUCGUGGAAGAGAUCCAAAAGAUUGCUGAAGGUCCUUACAUGGACGUUGUGAAGCUUCAGACCAUGAGGUGCCUUUUUGAGGCCUAUGAGCGUGUGCUGUCUCUGCUGGAGAAUGUUUUUACCCCCAUGUUCUGCCACAGCGAUGAGUACUUCCGACACCUCCUGAGAGGAGCAGAGUCGCCAACUCGCAACUCCAAGUUUAACAGGACCACACAGAAGAGAGGAGAAUCCUUCGGAAUCAGCAAAAUAGGCAACAAAAUAAAAGGUGUGUUCAAGAGUUCAGCCAUGGAAGGAGCCAUGUUGCCUAACUAUAACCUAAACGAAGGAGAAGAUGACUUUAUUGAGGAGGGAGUUAUGGUGAUGGAGGAUGACUCCCCUGAGGAGGCAGUGACCACCCCGAACACCCCACGCAACCUGUCUGCCUGGAACAUCAGCAUCCCUUACGUGGACUUCUUUGAGGAUCCGUCCCUGGAGAGGAGGGACAGGAAGGAGAGGAUUCCUGUGUUCUGCAUCGACGUGGAGAGGAAUGACCGACAGGCAGUGGGGCAUGAACCUGAACACUGGUCUGUCUACAGGAGGUAUCUGGAAUUCUAUGUGCUCGAGUCGAAGCUGACAGAAUUUCAUGGUACAUUUCCUGAUGCUCAGCUGCCCUCCAAGAGAAUCAUUGGCCCCAAGAAUUAUGAGUUCUUGAAAUCCAAGCGAGAAGAGUUUCAGGAGUAUCUGCAGAAACUUCUGCAGCAUCCAGAGCUGAGUAACAGCCAACUUUUAGCUGAUUUCCUGUCCCCCAAUGGAGGAGAGACUCAGUUUCUUGACAAGAUGCUGCCUGAUGUCAAUCUUGGUAAAAUCAUAAAAUCUGUCCCAGGGAAGCUGAUGAAAGAGAAAGGGCAGCACUUGGAACCUUUCAUCAUGAACUUCAUCAACUCCUGUGAGUCUCCCAAGCCCAAGCCAAGCAGGCCUGAACUCACCAUUCUGAGUCCCACAUCUGAGAACAACAAGAAGCUCUUCAAUGAGUUGUUCAAGAAUAAUGCAAACCGCUCGGAGAACACGGAGAGGAGACAGAACCAGAACUACUUCAUGGAGGUGAUGACUGUGGAAGGAGUCUAUGACUACUUAAUGUAUGUGGGGAGGGUGGUUUUCCACAUUCCAGACUGGCUGCACCACCUCCUGAUGGGAGGAAGAAUUCUCUUCAAGAACACUCUGGAGCUGUACACAGACUAUUACCUGCACCACAAGCUGGAACAGCUAUUCGAGGAGCACCGGUUGGUGUCCCUGAUAACACUGCUCAGAGACGCCGUGUUCUGCGAGAACACCGAGCCUCGCUCGCUGCAGGACAAACAGAAGAGAGCCAAGAAGACCUUUGAGGAAAUGAUGAGAUACAUUCCAGAUUUGGUUGGCAAGUGCAUUGGGGAAGAGGCCAAAUACGAAGGCAUCAGGCUCCUGUUUGAUGGGAUGCAGCAGCCAGUGCUCAACAAACAGUUAACUUAUGUUCUGCUGGACAUUGGGAUUCAAGAACUCUUCCCAGAGCUGAGUAAGUACUAG
This is a messenger RNA of Acanthisitta chloris (rifleman), 2670 nucleotides long. It is a transcript of the gene SNX14, whose product is annotated as sorting nexin 14. Gene Ontology annotation, molecular function: phosphatidylinositol-3,5-bisphosphate binding. Gene Ontology annotation, cellular component: late endosome. The transcript has 27 exons. The record is from RefSeq and is a predicted model, not a curated record. Gene Ontology annotation, biological process: autophagosome maturation. The annotation marks the transcript as partial. NCBI's taxonomy places the organism in Eukaryota, Metazoa, Chordata, Aves, Passeriformes, Acanthisittidae.